AAGGAUGGAAGAGCUGUUGGAAUCUUGUUGACGACAUUCGUAUCGAGUUAUUCCUGUAGAUCGCAAAUGAGUGUACAUUCUGUUGGGAGUAUUACGAUUGACUAUGUCUAGCCGUUCGAGUUCAGCUCCCCCUAACCAAAGCGAUGGCGACAGCGAGUCGAGUGACUCUGGUGUUGAUACGCUGUCGAUUUCUACGAGAAGUAGUUUCCCCCCGGAUUACAUGGAUUUGGACGAAUUUCUAUCCGUACAAACGCAGAACGGACAGGAAAAUUCAACAGUCGCUACCACAAAUACCAGAGCAGAGGUUCCUCCCAUACCAGAUUUCUCAAAGGCGGCUGCUGAUGUAAGUGUGUUGACGUCGAUGAUGUUGUCGAAAAUGUCCUCUCUUCCUUUGAAAGUCGAUCCAGCCGUUUUUCAAUCCCUGCAAGUGAACACUUCUCAGCCACCAGAGACUAAUGCAAUCAUUCAGUGGUGCAAAACAGUUGGAGUGACCAGGCAGGAACACCCCGAAGCCAUGGGUCCCGAGCCGGGCAAAACACCGGUACGAAGGCGUCGCAAUUCCAAAUAUGUGUACAACCCUCUGCCGAUCACAAAGAAGGCUGAUAGGAAAUUCUUCAGUCAAUCAGAAAAAGACGAAAAAUACUGGGAACGCAGAAUAAAAAACAAUGUGGCCGCCAAAAGGUCGAGAGACUUGAGACGUCAGAAGGAAAUCGAAGUCUCGGAGAAAUUCAAGAUGCUCGAGAGGGAGAAUGCCAAUCUCAAGGAGGAAGUGCGCAGGCUACGGAUGAAAGCUUCUGAGCUUGAAAAGAAACUUGCUCACUUCCAAGGUGCAGAUAUGUGAUAAAACAUGGACAAUGUACAGUUGCGAUGUAGUUAUAACUACAAUGUGACAGUAAUUUAUAACAACUUGUUACAUCUCGUGCUCUAUACUACCCUAAGUUUCUGAGUGAACUUGUUGUAAAUAGACUGAACAUAUAGGCUGGUGAAUGUAAAUAUAAGACUUUGCGAGAUGGCACGACUUGCAUUUUUUCUCUGCGAGCCCGAGACUUUAAAAAUGGGAGCAUGAGGCAUUAAAUCAUAAAGGCAGUAAGGCAUCCUUUGUAAAGACACUCGAUGAAAUCAGGAAUUUGUGACUUUCUUAACUUUGUAAAAUGUUGAGUCUGACUGCGAGUGCACAUAGCUGUUAGAAAUAGAGAGACUGCCAGAUCUGGGAAAUGUGAGACCCAUUGUUUGCCACCCGUACCAAAUGUUUUGCGUUCCACCACUGUAUUGUGCGGAAGAUAUCUGUACCUUUGUUUGGAUUUACCCUCCCUUUCAUCCCUCCCCCCAGAGCACCAUCCAGAUUAUACUUUAUACUGUUGUUUGAGCAAAACUCUCUGAUCAGAUGGUUGGGAACCUCUGGCUGAAGUAACGAUGCCCAUAUUAGGUAACAAUCUGUACAUAACAAAAUUCCAUUCUAGUACUGCACUGUCACUGGUGAAGUCUAGUCUUUAACCAUACUUAAGGUUUCUAAUAAGUAAUACAUGCAUUAUGAUGUAUAUACAUUAUGAACAUGGAGUAAUGAGGCUCUUUGUAGGAAGCUAAUGACAUAAAACAUAGUAGACUAUUUGAAUCAAAGUUCCAAGUGAUGAUACUUUGCUGGUUAUGAUUGAUGCAAGAGUGCAAACUUAAUUUAAGACUGAAUUUCCAAAUGAUGGGCCGUCCUUUCAGUCACCAUUGGUGAAAAUAAUAAAGCAGGAACAUUUUCUCUAGUAAGGGGUGUUGCUUCCAUUUUGGUGUGCAAAGGAAGCCCCCCCCUCCCUUGUACGUGUUGCAUAAGCUGUCAUGAUGGCUGUAAUCUUUGAUCUAAUAUUUCUGUAACAAAAAUAAUCAAACUACAGGGAUUAUUAAACAGUGCCACAAUGAUAACCCUGA
Orbicella faveolata is the source of this 1914-nucleotide messenger RNA. Its product is annotated as transcription factor HLF-like. Lineage: Eukaryota; Metazoa; Cnidaria; Anthozoa; Scleractinia; Merulinidae. The record is from RefSeq and is a predicted model, not a curated record. Gene Ontology annotation, cellular component: nucleus. Gene Ontology annotation, biological process: regulation of transcription by RNA polymerase II. Gene Ontology annotation, molecular function: RNA polymerase II cis-regulatory region sequence-specific DNA binding; DNA-binding transcription factor activity, RNA polymerase II-specific.